This is a messenger RNA of Phytophthora nicotianae INRA-310, 2002 nucleotides long. RefSeq lists its product as hypothetical. NCBI's taxonomy places the organism in Eukaryota, Oomycota, Peronosporomycetes, Peronosporales, Peronosporaceae. The transcript has a single exon. The coding region runs from base 67 to 1908 and encodes 613 amino acids. The record is from RefSeq and is a predicted model, not a curated record.
GCACCAUGUGUCUCAUCUCCCACAGACCUUCACCAAUCCGGCUCCAUUAUCCCAAAGGCCUCGCCCAUGGAGAGCUUGUUCGCGGUGCCCGACGCCGGCGCCUCUGCGGCCUCCCCGCCUGCAUACAAACCCUCACCGUAUUCGUACGCGUCUCCUCCUCCAUCCGCCCACGUUUGGAACUCCCCGUCAGCCUAUAGCAGCAGCGAAGGCGCAUCUUCACCCGCAUCCGACGAUGUGUCUUCCGACCUCCCUCCGUCCAAUUUCGACCAAGAUUGGGAAAUUCUGAGCGACCUUUUGAUCGACGAUGCACUGAGUGCACUUCCGCCGCCCUCGGUCGUCAAUUUGAGCCACCAUUCGCCCCAGGCGACGCUAAACUCGGCCCAGAAUGUCCUAUUCCGCCAGAGCGAGGCCUCGCCGUCGUCCCCGUUCUCUGGCGCCCUUCCAGCAGGUUACAGCAGCUCUAGUAGCGCCAAUAGCGUUCCAGAGGCAGUUCCGGUUGCUCCACGACCCGUUGCAGCGAGCGAAGGUCCCAAGAAGCUCUCAAAAGGACGAAGUAGAGGCAGGAAGGUCGCUGAUGCAGGUCUGAAAAAGGAGCCACUGACUCUGGAGGAGCAGAAGAAGCAGAGACGCCGCUCCCAGAUCGCUUCCAGCGUUCAGAGACACAGAGAGAAGAAGAAAUGCCUCGUGUCGUCGCUACAGGCCGAGAUGGUUAGACUCACAGAGCAAUUAUCAAGUCUGAGAGCCGAGAGAAGAGCUCAAAUGGCUAACAACGACCAGCUCGUGGCGUACGAGGAAGAAGCCAUGACGCAACGACGCAAGAGGAAGCAGGCCGAGCAGAAGAACCAGGUGCUAAAGCAGGCUUUGUUCCAGCAGACAGCCUUCCUGGGAGGCAUGAGGGCCUUAAUGGGGGGAGGAGGUCUACCUUGCUCCAAGACGCUCGAGUUCCACGAUUGGGUGCACUCGUACACCGCCCUAGCGUCGAGAGAUGCUCUGGCCAGAAGGAAGGAGUAUGUGGCGCACUUCCCAAAGAGCAAGAUGGAACUGGCAAAUAAUCUGGUGCUAAAGAACACAGAGGACGAGACCCAGAGAAUGUUGGCGGUUGGAGAAGUGUACUCGGGUAAUGUGAAAUUGUUGCACGACGGGACACGCGACGCCCAGGAAUUCGACGACGGAUUGAUGCGGGAGCUGUUUAACACCACGACCAACACGCCUGAUUGUUGCCAAACGGACGAUGCGGGGGAUGGACGUGUGAUCAAGGAGUUCACUUCGGUCUUUUUGUUCAAAGAGACGCCUCAGUGUACGCUUGACAUGCUGAUGGAUCUGGUUUUCACUAGUAUGCGGUCGAUUGGCGUGUACUACCCUGGUGUGGCAUACCAAUCUCGAUCGGUGGACGAAGUGUACCAAAACGAAGACAGAGUGACCAAAUCGCGUAUUUUCUACACAGAUCUGGCAUCAUCCAUGGAGCCCAUUUUGGAAAUUGUGGACGAAUCUCGCCAAACGGACGAGAUCAAGGUGGAGGCUCGUGUCAUCACUCGAGAACAGCGUAGCGCUGACGGAGGCAUGAUAUUAUGGGACUACGUGGACGACGACUCGUUGCACCCGAUGCCUGUGGACUCUCCAGGCCGUAAGACCAUUCGCCGAAACGUGUGUGGAGCGAUGAUCAUUCGUCGCGAGCCGGGCACUGGUAUGAUGUCUGUUCGCCACACGUCCAUCAAGGGAUACUGUCCGUUGUCGAAAGCCAAGAACUCGACGCCCACGCCGGAGACGUCUGAUGCUGAGGAGGCUCGACGAGCUGUAACGCGACGUAUUGGCCUUCAAGCUUCAGAGUGCGACCGCGUCAAGGACCGAUGUACACGUUACGUGUUCAACGACAUCACCAGUCGCUUGAACUCUCUCCACGUCUCGUAGUGUCUCACCUUUGUUUUUGUCAGUACCAACUUUUGACAGUUCUCUCAUAAUUUGUUGCAAUGAAAAAAAAAAAGCAUUUUUAGUAACGAAAAGC